Cariama cristata (Red-legged seriema) is the source of this 1110-nucleotide messenger RNA. It is a transcript of the gene SLC46A1, whose product is annotated as solute carrier family 46 (folate transporter), member 1. Gene Ontology annotation, molecular function: transmembrane transporter activity. NCBI's taxonomy places the organism in Eukaryota, Metazoa, Chordata, Aves, Cariamiformes, Cariamidae. Gene Ontology annotation, cellular component: plasma membrane. Gene Ontology annotation, biological process: transmembrane transport. The annotation marks the transcript as partial. The record is from RefSeq and is a predicted model, not a curated record. The transcript is spliced from 4 exons.
CAAGCGGCCAUCUAUCUUCUUGUCAUGUACCUGCAGCUGCACGUUGCCUACUUUCUCCUUGGACGCAUUUUGAGUGGCCUUAUGGGAGACUACAACCUGAUCCUGGCCAGCUGCUUCGCCUACGUGGCCGACACCAGCGACAAACGCACGCGUACCUUUCGCGUCGCCAUCCUCGAGGCAUGCCUCGGCAUCGCGGGCAUGCUGGCCAGCAUCGGUGGUGGCCAGUGGCGCAAGGCUCAGGGGUACAUCAACCCCUUUUGGCUUGUGCUUGCUGCCAGUCUUGCUGCCACUCUCUACGCUGUUUUCUGUCUUCAGGAAUCGGUGAAGCAGCAGAAACCAGCCAAGCUGUUCACGCUCAGUCAUUACAAGGCUGUCUACAGGCUGUACACGGCCCCAGAACAACUGAGCUCCAGGUGGAAGCUCGCUCUUUACUCCCUGGCUUUCUUUCUUCUUGUCACAGUACAUUUUGGAACCAAGGACCUCUUUGUUUUGUACGAGCUUGGCUCCCCUCUCUGCUGGGCCUCUGACCUCGUUGGGUACGGCGCAGCCGCCAGUUACCUGGCUUACCUGAGCAGCCUGGGAGGGCUGCGGCUGCUGCAGCUCUGCCUUGAAGACACCUGGGUGGCAGAGAUAGGAUUGAUCUCCAACAUUUCUGGACUGGUUGUCAUUUCUCUUGCUACUACAACACCACUGAUGUUUACAGGUUAUGGGAUUCUGUUCCUUUCCAUGGCAGCCACUCCAGUCAUCAGAGCCAAGCUCUCCAAGCUGGUCAGUGAGACGGAACAGGGUGCUCUCUUUGCUUCUGUUGCCUGUGUGGAAGGGCUGUGUUCACUUGUGGCUACAGGAGUGUUCAAUUCUCUCUACCCUGCCACCUUGCACUUCAUGAGGGGAUUCCCAUUUCUCUUCGGGGCUAUAAUUCUCCUUCUUCCAGCAGCUAUUAUUGGGUGGAUAGAAAUCUGGGAUUCAAACCAUGAGUACAGUCACUUCUCAGAUGCUUCCCUGUCCCCUGCAGAUGGCUGAGCAGCAAGGAGUUGGCCAGCUCAGCAGUGUCCAUCUGAAGACUGCUCUUUAUUCUUCCCUUGAAGGACAGAUUAGUGUGGGAGGAACACC